Triticum aestivum (bread wheat) is the source of this 464-nucleotide messenger RNA. RefSeq lists its product as uncharacterized. The transcript is spliced from 3 exons. NCBI's taxonomy places the organism in Eukaryota, Viridiplantae, Streptophyta, Magnoliopsida, Poales, Poaceae. The coding region runs from base 15 to 464 and encodes 149 amino acids. The record is from RefSeq and is a predicted model, not a curated record.
AUUUUCUUAUUCUUAUGCGAACUUUAUCUCUGGUCGACACUGAUGUUAGUCGACUGAACCUUUGGAGCUGCAGUGCUGCUACUUCUGAGACCUCGACCCGGGCCGAUGACCACGAGAUGGAGGAUGCCGCAACUUCGAAUCCAGCUCCACCCAACACUGUUAUCGAUCUGCCUGAUGAUGAUGAGGAUGAGGAGCCGCUGAAGCACAGGAGGAGUCGGAAAGCGCCUGUCGGCAAGGUGUCUCAGGAUGCGUCAGCGCCUGAGAUUCUGACUGUGGAGGGAGAGAACACCACUCGACACACGGUGACCUUCGCGACCCCACUGACGAGUGCUCAGCAGCCUUCCCUCUUCACGACUCACCACGUCCCAGAGGACCAAGCUGGUGCGGCGAAGGAGGCGAUACGCCAGGCGGGGCUCAUGAUGGAGCAGCUGAAGACCAUCCGGGAUGCGAGUCAAGCAAGCUAG